Molecule: messenger RNA, 945 nt
Organism: Bipolaris maydis ATCC 48331
Lineage: Eukaryota; Fungi; Ascomycota; Dothideomycetes; Pleosporales; Pleosporaceae
Biological process (GO): signal transduction; inositol metabolic process; phosphatidylinositol phosphate biosynthetic process
Molecular function (GO): inositol monophosphate 1-phosphatase activity
Source: RefSeq, a predicted model, not a curated record
AUGGCCUCCAUAGCCUCCCAAGACUUCAAGCUUGCGCUAUCCAAGCACGGUCUGACUGCUGACCAUCUCAACAAGAUCCAUGAUCUACUUGUGGAUAUUGCUAUUGAUAGUGGCAAAAUCAUGGUGGCAGCCGAACACUCAGUCCUUGUAGCGGCGCAGUACAAGAACAACACCUCCGACCUCGUCACCGAAUUCGACAAGCGGAUCGAAGAUACGGUGGAAACCCGCCUGCGCGACGCAUAUCCCGCCUUCGGAUUCCUUGGAGAGGAGACGUUCAAGCAUGGCACCAAGCUUGCCGAUAAACCUACGUUCGUCUGCGAUCCAAUUGAUGGCACCCUAAAUUUCUCCAAGGGCGUGCCCAACUGUGCCAUCUCUUUGGCGCUGACCCUCGAGAAGAAACCCAUCAUCGGCGUCGUAUACAACCCUUUCCGAGGCGACCUCUACCACGCGGUCAAAGGUCAGGGCGCCUACCUUAAGAACAUGCUCACCGGAACCGAAGUCAAGCUUCCGAUGCAGCCUGUACCCCCGCCAAUGCCAUCCCUAAACUCAUGUCUCGUAGCCAUUGAAUGGGGAAACCAGCGCUCCGGUGAAAACUGGGCCCUCCGGACCUCCGUGCACAACAAGCUUCUCACUUCAAAGGCCGAAGGUGGAGCCAUGUGCAAGUCCGUCCGCUCCAACGGCUCCGCUGCCCUCGAUUUCUGCUACGUCGCACAAGGUAUCAUCGAUGUCUUUUGGGAGGGUGGCGUCUGGAUCUGGGAUGUCUGCGCUGGCUGGAUCAUCUUGGAGGAGGCUGGUGGCAUUGUUGCUAGCGCUAACCCUGACGACUGGGAUCCCUCUCUUGAGGGCCGCGUGUACUUUGCUGUUCGUCAUGCGAAGCCUGAGGAGCAGAAGGCUGUGGUCGAGGAGCUGUGGGGCAUUAUGGGCGAUCGGAAGUUUGUCUUCUAG